Messenger RNA from Gadus chalcogrammus (walleye pollock), 7206 nucleotides. RefSeq names its product diacylglycerol kinase delta. The record is from RefSeq and is a predicted model, not a curated record. Gene Ontology annotation, biological process: intracellular signal transduction; diacylglycerol metabolic process; lipid phosphorylation. NCBI's taxonomy places the organism in Eukaryota, Metazoa, Chordata, Actinopteri, Gadiformes, Gadidae. Bases 43 to 2445 code for a protein of 800 amino acids. Gene Ontology annotation, molecular function: ATP-dependent diacylglycerol kinase activity. The transcript has 22 exons.
GUGUGUGUGUGUGUGUAGGUACACAACAGUUGUAAGGACCAGAUGGGGAAGGUGUGUCCCCUGGGUCAGUGUCGGGUCUCCAUCAUCCCCCCAACGACCCUCAACAGCAUCGACUCAGACGGCUUCUGGAAGGCCAACUCGGCCUGGUGCUCCAGCCCGCUGCUAGUCCUGGUCAACUCUAAGAGCGGGGACAACCAGGGAGUCAAGUUCCUCCGCAAGUUCAAACAGCUGCUGAACCCCGCCCAGGUGUUGGACCUCAUGAACGGAGGGCCGCAGCUGGGGCUGCGUCUCUUCCAGAAGUUUGUGACGUUCCGUAUCCUGGUGUGCGGGGGGGACGGCAGCGUGGGCUGGGUGCUCUCUGAGCUCGACAAGCUCAACCUCCACAAACAGUGCCAGUUGGGGGUCCUCCCCCUGGGUACGGGUAACGACCUGGCCCGGGUGCUGGGCUGGGGGGCUCUGUGUGACGACGACGCCCAACUGCUGCAGAUCCUGGAGAAGCUGGAGAGAGCCACCACCAAGAUGCUGGACCGGUGGAGCGUGUUAACCUACGAGGUUCCUGGUAAGACCUCCCCCGGGGUGAAGGAUGAAGAUAGCCCAGAGUUCCCUCUACAGGUUCACAUUACUCAGUAUGCUGACUCGGUCGCAUCCCACCUGACUAAGAUCCUGGACUCGGACAAACACACUGAUGUCAUAUCCUCUGCCAAGUUUCUGUGUGGGACGGUGAAUGAGUUUGUGGUGGAGGUGGGGAAGGCGUACGAGAGAGCCACGGAGAACAAAGCAGAGGCAGACGUCAUGGCCAAGAAGUGUGCUCUGCUGAAUGAGAAGCUGGACUCUCUGGUGAAGGCUCUGAGCGAGGAGGCUGAAGCCCAGGUGGUGCCAGCGGGUGCGGUGCCCAUCCUGGAGGGCGGCGGUGGAGGCAGCGGCGGGGGCGUGGGCGGAGGCAGCAGCCCCAGCGAUGAGAGCGCCGACGGGGGUAUGGAGGGGAAGACGUACCGGUCCAAAGAGCAGCUGAUGCUGCGGGCCAACAGCCUGAAGAAGGCCCUGCGGCAGAUCAUCGAGCAGGCCGAGAAAGUGGUGGAUGAGCAGAACAAGCACACCAAGCUGCAGAAACAGUCUACCUCCAUGAAGAGAGAGAACAGUGAACAGGAUUUGAAGGACUCUGAGCUGCGUCAGGGGGGGCUGAGCCCCUCCUCCACCAUCCUUCUGGAGAAGCCCGAAAGUAUCAACACAGUCAGCUUCUUCAACGACGACGCUGUCCAGUGUUCAGAGAAGUGUGUGAUGAACAACUACUUUGGGAUCGGGCUGGAUGCUAAGAUCUCCCUGGAGUUCAACAACAAGAGGGACGAACACCCCAAGAAAUGCAGUAGUCGCACUAAGAACAUGAUGUGGUACGGAGUGCUGGGGACGAAGGAGCUGGUCCAGAAGACCUACAAGAACCUGGAGCAGAGGGUCCAACUAGAGUGUGACGGGGUGUCCAUGUCCCUCCCCAGUCUCCAGGGUCUGGCCGUGCUCAACAUCCCCAGCUACGCGGGGGGCAUCAACUUCUGGGGGGGCACCAAGGAGGACAACAACUUUGGCGCUCCGUCGUUCGACGACAAGAAGCUGGAGGUGGUGGCCGUGUUCGGCAGCAUGCAGAUGGCCGUGUCCCGCGUCAUCAACCUGCAGCACCACCGCAUAGCACAGUGUCGGCAGGUGAAGAUCACCAUCCUGGGGGACGAGGGGGUCCCGGUGCAGGUGGACGGGGAGGCCUGGGUCCAGCCCCCCGGCAUCGUCAAGAUCAUCCACAAGAACCGCGCCCAGAUGCUGACACGGGACCGGGCUUUCGAGGGCGCGCUGAAGUCGUGGGAGGACAAGAGGAAGAUUGACCGGCCGGUUAGGCCCCGCCUUAACUCCCAGCAGUCCAUGGAGUACCUGACCGAGGAGGAGUGUGCUCAGGUGCAGCAGCUGGGCAACGUGGCCGACACCCUCAUCAUCAAGAUCCGCGAGGCAGCUAAGAGCCAUAAGCUAGUGGAGCAGGAGCUAGCGCAUGCCGUCAACGCUACGGCCCUGGUGCUCAGCGAGGCCUUCCCCUCCAAGCCCUCCAGCCCCGAGGGUCUGACCCGCAGCACAGCGGUGGAAAUAGUCAACAGCAGCAAGGUGCUGAAGGCAGAGACCAGAAUGCUACUGGACGGAAAACUACUGGUGGACUCCCCCGAGGAGGUGGAGCUCCAGACCACGCUGAACAGCCUGAGCACGGAGCUCCACAAGCUGGACGACAUCCACUGGAUCUGCCCCCUCAUGCAGUGCUCCGAGGAGGACUCUGUGCGAGGCAGCAGUAAGAGCAGCAGUAUGAAGCUCAAGAUCCUGCCCAAAGUGAAGAAGGACAGAGAGAAGCUCCACAAGCAGAAGUCCAACAGCUCGCUCUCGGGUGUUUGGGACUCCAAAGCAGGUGAGGCCGACUCUUAGCGAGGCGUUAACGAGCGCUUUAGAGGUACCUCCUGUUGCCGUGACGACUGCCCGCUGGGAGGGGCCCCUGGAGGUCAUCCUGCACAUGGGACGGACGCUGUUAGGGGAGUCCCAUGAUCCACGAGUCUGGCUCCUCUUCCUCCUCUUUUAGCCGACGCAAACCGGCCGGCAACCAGGAAAGAGCCUUUUUGAUUCGAUAUGAUUUGAUGAGGCACAAUGCAUCAUCACUGCUGGCUUUCUGUCAUUGGUCGUGUUUACCCUGCUUGGCCACUCCCCCUCUCUUUUGAAAACGGGGGUAUGGCUAAAAAAAUUGUUGAACAGCCUUUUGGACAUUUUUUCCCGCUCUUUUUGUUGAAUCGUUUUAAGACAAUUUAUUUGAAUGAAUGUUCUCGUCACCGUAGGAACCACUGAAAAUGACAAUUAAACAACGGAAAAAAGGAAGAACUUUAUUGAUAUCGUCACCCAGAGCUGGAGAAUAUCGUAAAUGUUGCAAAAAAAUAUAUGUUAUAUCGAGGAAUGUAUUCAUGUGGACUCGUAUUUAAUUUGUGAAAAAUGAUAAUGAAAAUGUUUUACAGAAGUUCCUACUGUGUGUGGUUUUGACGCGGCCCGCUACUGGCCGCUGUGUGACUCUCGUGGGCCAAAGCUAUACAGCUACGCUGCAAAAAAAUACAAACUCUCGCUGUAAAGUACUAGUAUCCAGCCUUAACAUAGGAUUUACCAUUAUUCACUUAAUUCAGUGUAAACCUUCUUUGUUAUCGCAUCAAUGCAACAUUUAUCAGUUUUCGUCACACUUCGGAAAAAUACAAACUUUGUAACCACGUUUGUGGUUUUACGAACUGGAAGACAACACUGGAUUUAUAUGACACUGGAGAAAGUGGACGUUCUGCUACGUGAAAACAGAUGAAGAAGCCUCAAAGACGAAACAUAUCGACUUAUUUUAACUUCUUUUAACUUUUUCUUUAAACUUGCUCAUGGUUGUCUUAAUUAACAUAUUGUAUGAUUAUGAUAUGACGCGUGAUUGGAUCUUCUAUUGCACUGCCUCUGAGGUAUAAACUCGCCCAUCUUUAGACUCUUAUGCAAAAACAUCAGCCAUCAAUCUCUCCUGCCAAUAGCGCCGCUGGUAAUCAAUAGCUGGGUAAUCAAUCUGUCUCGUUGUCGCUUUUUGCCGCCUUUCUUUUUACUUGGAAUCCCUGCAUGCAACCGUCGUACUUGACCAAAGUUACCUCGUCUGCGAUUUAGGCCUUGCUGGUUUCGAAAUCUUUUCAUGGACAUCUUAAAUGAUUUAGUAAUUCUGUUUGUUUUCUACUACUAAGUGCCAGAGGGGUGGGGACCAGCACCCAGGGGAGUUAUAUAUUUUGACAUGAGGUGACGUGAAAAUAUAAUGUUACUUCAUGCUAUAGGCUCUUCCUACAUGCCCCCCUUCACAUAUUUAAAACUCUGCAUUUUAGGACCAUAAACUAUUAAUAAGAUAAUAUAUGGAAUAGAAUUUUAAUUUAAAAAAGUUAUAUUUAACUGGUUAACCUGUUAGAAGAAGGAUUUGGAAUUGUUUGAAACUCCUGUACUGUUUUAAUUUUUUUUAGAAAGUAAAAGUUGAAGAAAUUGAUUUUUUCCUAUCUAGCUUCUUUCAAUUACUAGUUUUGUAAAUUUGGGUUUGUGUGCGUAAAAAAGAAAUAGCGUAAAUGUACUUUAGUUUUUAAACAAACUAUAUUCCAACUGAUUUGCUGAUCUGUGAUUAGUGGGUAGCUGCGCUAGCUGAGCAGGGAUUCAGAUUUCCUGCAGUGGUUCUACAUGUUAAACUCCAUGCCGAUAAUGAUAUUGGUCUUCUCUUCAGGCAACUGAAAAGAAUGAAAACCACUUUGAUCUUUCUGAUCUUCACAUUAAACUCCACCUCUCUGGCACACAACAGCACCUAUAUUAGGAGAUAAGGUUUGCUUUGCUAAUUUUAACUACUAACUUUAUGGAUUGCACAAGAACAUUCUUAGUCAUUUCAUUGCAUAGAUAUAAGGAAAAAUAAGGACGAAAUGUAUUGUAAAACAUGCAGUAGUAAAUGUGAGAAUGAUAGUUCAAUGCUAUUUGGAUGAUGAACCCGGGAUUGCUGUUCAACGUUUAAGAUGUUCUGGCUAAGUCGUCAUGGAUACCGCAUCCAUAGCAACUUUACACCUUUUGUAUUUCGAGAUUAGUGCCAAGUUUAGACAGUGUCCAGUUGAGGUGUGUAUAUGCGUGUGCGUGUGUGUGUGUGCGUGUGUGUGUGUGUGCGUGUGUGUGUGCGUGUGUGUGUGUGAGGGAACUGUAUAUUUAAACGUUUACUGUGUCUGCUUUGCACUUUACGAAGAAGCAAACUUGAGGGAUGAAACUAAAAAGGAUUUGUUUCUUUGUUUCUUAAGGGUCACAAGUGUUUUUUUCAUUCAGAUUUAAGGAUUACAAAAACAAUUUAAUCUAUUUAUGAUAAAUGUGCUGAUAAAAAAAGAAUAUGUGUAUAUAUAUAUAUAUAUAUAUGUGUGUGUGUGUAUAUAUAUAUAUAUGAAUGAAUGAGAGAGAGAUCUAUAAAUAUUUAGGAAUAUAUUAAUUUAAUCAGAGGCUGUACACCCAUUUCCUUUUUUAUAACUUAUCUUCAAGCUUAAAAUAUCCCAUUUUACUGCAGUGAGUAUAUUUAUAUUUUACUCCUAUAUAAUUCUAACCUAAAAUCCAUAACUGUUGCACAGAACCAACUUCUGUCUAUCACUGUAAACAUGAUUUAAAAUAGCCAUUGCUACUGUUUAUGUUUAUAAUUGACGUCUUAAAUCAUCUUACAGGGGUAUUAGUAUUGUUUUACAAACCAUAUUGGCAUAAACAUAUGAUAAUGUCCUACUUUUUUUGUUACUGAAAUUUUGUUAGCAAUGUUAUCAAGUAAACUAACACCAUUUAAAGGUUGAAUCUCGUUUAAAUUAAUGGUUUGACAUGUUUAAAGGACCAAACUAUACACAACUGGGCAACCAAAAACCGAAUUAAUUGUCUUUACUUACGGCUAUCAUCAAUAACUCGGAAAUAAAGGUUACAGUCGGUGUGUUGUCAAGUAGUUAAAGCAACAUGCCGUAGCAUUAGCAACAAGUUACCCAAAAUGCAUAGCAAGACUGGAAACCUUUAAAUCCAAUAUCUCAUUAUCUUUAAAAUAUUAUUAUCUACCGAAUCGGCAAAAUCACGGCAUACAUUUACGGAUUGUAGGUUUGAAUGUCAAACAUCUUUACUUGCUGCUGUUGAAAUACCAUUUCAGCAUUAAGACGGUUUUAUUGUAACUCUUGUAUUCAGGUGAGCCAUAUAAUAAUUUCGAUACUUUUUGUAUUUUCAGAGCUUUACCAAUAUUGUCACGCUACUUUGCGUAAAAAACAUUAGUUUCCUAAGAUAAGAAAUGGGCAGCCUGUCCUACUGUACAAUUUUGGUUAUUGUCAAUAACUAUGACUGAUAUUUCAUGAAUGUACCUGCAUAGGUUUAUUGCACAUCUUCAAGUAAACUUUAGAAACAAAGAUCAUCUUAAAAGCUUCUUAAAAUAAGAUGUGGGAUUAUUUUAAACCACUUUUAUUUGUUUGUUUGGCUACUCUUAGCUUCAGCUUAAUCCAUUGUGAUCCUUACUCCAAAUCACAGAAAACUCUUGAAUGUAAAAAGUUUAGGCCUUUAAUUCAGUUUAUUUCCUUUCAUCAAACUUAUGUACAUUUUAUUUCUCCAUGUUCAUAAUUUUUGCUAUUAAGAUAUUUUCUGUAUUUAUUAUUGCCGUUUUGUUUACUAAAAACCAAAUUCUCCAAAAUGUGUGGAGGAAAAUAUAAAUAUUAAAAAAAAAAGCGGAGCGAAAAAUCAAACUAAUAAACAAACAAACAAACAGCCCCUGGGCCAGUGGAAGUUUGAUGAUACGUUUGUGCAACAUUAUUCCAUUCACAAACACCUGUGGACUGUAGGGUUGUUGAACGCCCCCCGUCUAUCUGAACAGCUGAUAUAUAGCGCUGUGUUAAUUGGAGAACGUGUUGACCAGUACUAGGGGGAAGGAAAAGUUGAUGUUGCACGACUGUGUACGUUGCCAGGUGUUAUAUCGUGUUAUUGUGUGCAGUGUGUAACAAAGACAAAGUCAACAAUUAAAGAUUAAAUGAAGUAUUGAAGUCUCAAAGUACUUGCUUCUCUCACUGAUGAAGUUUGUUCGUGUGUUUUAUGUGUUACAUCAUCAGGCCUUCAUUUUAAGCCAAUUGAAAGCUGAAAAGGCGAUUGUUGUCCUUGUGCUCUGAUUGUAGUGUGUAUUUAUUUAUACAUUUAAUAUUUGCAGAACACACCUCUCCUGAGUAAAAUGCUCAUGUAAAUCAGCUGAUUGUUGCGGUACAAAACACCAAUCAUUAGAUUGGUUUGUGCCAAAUUGACAAAACGUGAUGGCUGGCAUAAGACCAUUCUAUGAAUAUAAUGUAAAAUAUGAAAUCAGGCUAUCCAUAGCAAGUGUCUUGCAAGUGACCUUCUGAUUAAAGCGCUGGAGGCACUGGUUCAAGUCCUGCAUAUGCUGAAUUACUUUCAACCAUGGUCAUUGUGUAAACAUAAUGUCAAUAUAAAACCCAACCUUUCUCAGCAAGUGUCUUGUUGGUGCAGCGGUAAGACCUGCUCAUUGAAAUGCUGAAGACAUGUUCAACUCCUGCAUUGGUUAUUCAGAUAUAGGCAUUGUGUAAAUUAAAUGUAAUAUAUAUCCACCAAUUAGGUCAGUCUUGAAGGCAUGUUGGAAUAAGACUGGUAAGACUUGCUGAAGGAGCUGGAGAC